Agelaius phoeniceus (red-winged blackbird) is the source of this 5263-nucleotide messenger RNA. RefSeq names its product AT-hook DNA binding motif containing 1 (gene AHDC1). NCBI's taxonomy places the organism in Eukaryota, Metazoa, Chordata, Aves, Passeriformes, Icteridae. The record is from RefSeq and is a predicted model, not a curated record.
CAGCGACGGCGACAGCAGGAGCUUCCGAGUGAACCUGCACUGCAAACACCCCCGCAACAGAGAGCUCAAGUGCAAUAGCAGGAGCAGCAGCAAAGCCGAGGGUCCUGGUGUCACCUUCCCUGACCCCCAUGUCAGCAACUGCUCGGCCAAGCGGCACGCGGGGGAGGAGGAGGUCAGGAUGCGCGUGAAGCCCCCGGGCCCAGUGGUAACGACCAGCGUUGUGCGUGGCUCGCCCGACUACGUCCGAGAGCCCAAAUUCUACCCGCCGGGACACCCGGUGCAGCGGCCCCCCGCCUGCCCGGCCGAGAAGGCGCUGUCCUGCAGUGUGCUCAGCUUCCCUGAGGGGUCGUGCCCCGCGCUCGGCCGGGAGCACCAGGCAGGCUCGCUGCUGCACGGCGACCCGGCUGACCGCUGCCAGAGCGUCCACGGGGGCACCAAGGCGGCCGAGGACCUGCUGGGCUGCGCCGGGGAGCCCCGGAUCCUGGGGGGCAGCACAGAGGAGGCAUCUGCCCGCGACCGGGCGCCCAAAACCUUCCCCAACGCGACGCUGGCCUCGGGCCGCUGCAACGUAGACGGCAUCCUCGCCUUGCUCCGCAGCAAGUGCGGCAACGGGCACAUCAACCUCCACCCUGUGGUGCAGCUCAUCGACAUCAUGAAGGACCUCAACCGCCUCUCUGAGGACCUCAAGAACAGCGGGGUGCACCUGGACUGUGGCAGCCUCCGUGGCGGCGGCGGGGCUCACGAGGACAGCCGCCUCCUGCCCGCUGACCGGGACCUCCAGUACAGCUUCUUCUCCUCGCCCUCCCUGGCCAACAGCAUCCGCAGCCCCGAGGAGCGGGGGGUGCUCCUCAAAUCCGACCCGUCGCGGCACCCCCGGCCCCCAGCGCGUGACGGAGAGGCUGAGGGAGGUGGGGGGAGCACCCCGCAGCCCCCAGGACACGCUGUGGGUGUGGGGGACGUCUCCAAAGCUCCGGCGGAUGAAGCCGGCUGCUCCCAGCCCGAUGCCAGCGAUUACUCGGAACUGGCCGAGGCGGACAUCCUGAACGAGCUGGCCUCCCUGGCUUGCCCAGGGACGCAGCUGCUGGAGUCGCAGGCGAUGGAGCCGCAGCCCCAGUUGCUGCCAGCCCAAGAGCUGGACUCCCAAUCCCGGCUGUUGGAUUCCCAGUCCCUGGAGUCACAGCCCCAGCUGCUUGAUUCGCAGAGCCUGGAGCCGCUGCCAGAGUCGCUGGAGCUGCAAAACCUGGAGCCGUUGGGGCUGCAGUCGCUGGAGCCGCUCUCUGAGUCUCUGGAGCUGCAGUCGCUGGAGCCUCUGUCCGAGUCGCUGGAGCUGCAGUCACUGGAGCCACUGGCGGAGCCUCUGGGGCUGCAGACCCUGGAGCCACUGCCCGGAGCGCUGGAGCCCCCGCUGCUGCCCACUGAGCCCUCUCUGCUGGAGCCACAGCCACUGGGCACCGUCUCGGAGCUGCUGGAGGCGCAGCCGGGCACCGGGGACCCUCUGCGGCCCCACGGGCUGCAGCCCCGGCUUGGGGGGUGUCCCCUGAGCACCAUGGUGAAGCGGGGCCCCUGCGGGGGCCGGGGGGCCGGGCGGUGUGGCGAAGACCACCGCAAGUACGCCCUGCGCCGGACUGAUAAGCCAAAGAUGCUGUGCCGCCGGAGGAGGGCGGGGCGAGGCCGCCGGGUGGACAUCACCCCCGAGAGCCACGUCCUGUCCCCCCUCACCCUGCCCGCCGAGCUGCCCCCCGGGCCCGAGGAGCCUGACACCCCCGUGCUGAGCCCCCCACCGCCACCGCCCCCCACCACGCUGGACCCCAACGAGAUGCCCAAAGCCCCCACGGCAGGGAAGAAGAGCAAGUGCCGGGGGGUGAGGAAGAUGGUGGUGAAGAUGGCCAAGAUCCCCGUGUCCCUGGGGAGGAGGAACAAGACCACCUACAAGGUGUCAUCGCUCAGCAGCAACCUGAACCUGGAGGGGAAGGAGCUGGCAGCCAGCAGCUCCAUGGAGCCCACGCCGCUGCUCAAGAUGAAGAACAACGGACGCAACGUGGUCGUGGUGUUCCCCCCUGGCGAGAUGCCCAUUAUCCUGAAGCGCAAGCGGGGCCGGCCUCCCAAAAACCUGCUGCUGGGCCAAGCCAAGCCCAAGGAGCCCACCCCAGAAGUGAAGAAGAGGAGGAGGAGGAAGCAGAAGCUGGCCUCGCCCCAGCCCUCCUACAUCGCCGACACCAACGACAGCAAAGCCGACUACUCGGAUGUGUUGGCCAAGCUGGCCUUCCUGAACCGACAGAGCCAGUGCUCGGGGCGCUGCUCGCCACCCCGCUGCUGGACCCCCAGCGAGCCCGAGUCCAUCCACCAAGCCCCCGACACCCAGAGCAUCUCCCACUUCCUGCACCGUGUCCAGGGUUUCCGCCGGCGCGGCGGCAAGGCGGGGGGCUUCGGUGGGCGCGGGGGCAGCCACGCAGCCCGCGCCGCACGCUGCUCCUUCAGCGAUUUCUUUGAGGGCAUCGGGAAGAAGAAGAAAGCCCCCACGGCCCUCCACGCUGACCCCGUGCACCCCCGCAAGCGCGGCCGGCUGGAGCCCGACCCCGUGGGCAAGCCCAAGCGGAAGCGACGGGCGCGCAAGAACGGGGCCCUGUUCCCCGAACCCAACUCCGGGCAGAGCUUCGGGGACGGCCCCGCCGCAGAGUGGGGCGGGGGCGAGAAGGGCAGCCCCUGGGCCCCCCACCACAGCCACCCCGGCGGCCAGCCUGGACGCAACGGUGGCUACCAAGGGGCCGAGGCGAGACCCUUCCACGCCGCGGGGUUGGAGUCGGGCUCCUCUGGCCGUGCCGGUUUCUACGCUGGCAGCGCGCCGUCCUCGCAGACAGAGACCGGUCCGGAGAGGCACAGCCUCUUCACGGGCUACUUCCGCUCCUUGCUGGACUCCGAUGACUCCUCCGACCUGCUGGACUUCGCCCUCUCCGCGUCCCGCUCCGAGUCCCGUAAAUCGGCGGCCGCCUACACGGCGCCCCCGGCCGCGCUGCCCGGCCAGCGGGGCAUGGCUGCCUACGCGGCCCGCGGCGGCAAAGUGCCGGCGGCCAACCCCGGUGCCGAGGCCUUCCACGCGGCCAUGCAGGGCCGGCCAGCGUUCCCGCCCGGCCGCGCCUCCAGCGCCUACGGGGUGACCCAAGGCUCCUCCGAGUGCCGGGGCACCGAGUCCUUCCCCAAACUGGCCCCGCCAUCAGCCGUGUCCCGGUCGCCCACGGCUCACCCGGCGGCCAGCGGCACCCCCGGCUACUCCCCUUACGGCAGCUACGGCAGCGCCGGGCAGAGCGUGGCACCCGCCAGCGUGUUCCCGCCAGGAAAGCAGUACCCAUCAGCACAGGACUGCCCCAACAGCAAGGACUGCAGCUUCGCCUAUGGCAGCGGCAGCAGCCUCCCGUCCUCGCCCAGCAGUGCCCACAGUGCCGGCUACGCGCCACCGACAGCUGGUCCCAGUUUGCCGCUGGGAAAAGCUGCCUUCUUCAACAGUGCCGAGCAGGGGGGGCAGUUCUCCAGCGCCGCGCACACCCCCCUGCGCUGCGACAGCCGGGCCAGCACCGUCUCGCCCGGCGGCUACAUGGUGCCCAAGGGGUCAGCGUCCUUCCAGCCCUCGCCUGAAAACUGCCGGCAGUUCCCCAGCUCCGCGCCGUGGGCCUUCCGGCAGGGCUACGGAGGGUUGGACUGGAGCUCAGAAGCCUUCAGCCAGCUCUACAACCCGGGCUUCGAGUGCCACCUCAAUGAACCCAACGUCAUCCUGGACAUCUCCAACUACACCCCGCAGAAAGCCAAGCAGCAGACGGUCUCUGAGACCUUCUCGGAGUCCUCCUCUGACAGCACCCAGUUCAACCAGCCGGCUGGUUACCGGCGCGCCAACAGCGAGGCGUCCUCCAGCGAGGGCCAGUCCAGCCUCUCCAGCCUGGAGAAGCUGAUGAUGGACUGGAACGAGGCAUCCUCCGCCCCUGGCUACAACUGGAACCAGAGCGUCCUCUUCCAGAGUAACUCCAAGCCCGGUCGAGGCCGACGGAAGAAGGUGGAUAUGUUCGACACCUCCCACCUGAGUUUCUCCUCCUCUUCCUCAUCUUCCUCUGUGUACCCCUCCAAGAGGAACACGGGACCCCGGCAGCCCCGGGGCUCCCGAGGGGCUUGUGCCUCCAAGAAGGAGAGGGGGACGGGCAAAGCCAAGUUCCCCACCAAGUCACAGGCGGUGAACCCCCUGUUCCAGGACAGCACGGACCUGGGCUUGGACUACUACAGCGGGGACAGCAGCAUGUCCCCCCUGCCCUCCCAGUCCCGGGGCUUCGGGGUGGGGGAGCGGGACCCCUGUGACUACACCGGCCCCUACUCCAUGAACCCCUCCACCCCCUCGGACGGGACCUUUGUCCAGGGGUUCCAGAGCGACUCCCCCGGUUUAGGGCAGCCGGAUUUGGAGAGCAAGCACUUCCCUGCCCUCCCGCACCAGCUGGCAGCCCCCGGCCAGCAGACUGUGUUCGAGGCCGGUUUGCAGAAAGCCUUCUCGCCCAACUGCUCCCCGACCUUGGCCUUCAAGGAGGACCUGCGGGCAGGCAGCAUGCGGAAGCUGCCCGCCUGCGACUCGCUCAAACACAGCAUGCAGGGGGGAGCCCUGCCACACGCCCCACACCUGGCCUGCCGAGACCUCCCCAUGCCUCAAGCGCACUAUGACUCCCCCAGCUGCAAAAACCCCCCGUACUGGUAUUCCCCCAACGCCAGCACCCGCAGCCCUUCCUACGACGGCAAGGCGGGGGCUGGCAUGCUGGUAGACUUCAUGGGCAGGACGGACCCCCCGUGUCUGAACCCCCACUUGAGCAGCCCGAGCAGCACCCACCCCUCCAAGGGCGAGAAGGAGCCCUUGGAGAUGUCCCGGGCCCACCACCGAGGACCCUACGCUUGUCCCUUGAUCAAUGACUUGAACAUCUCCCCCGUACCGAGAGACUCAAUGUUGCAGCUGCAGGACAACUACAGGUACCCCAGUUUUGCACCCCAAGGGCACCCCGUCAUGGCCCCCAGCCAGAAGAGCGGGUUUUUGGGACCCAUGGUAGAGCAACAACACCCUGAGGACACUUUUACGGUCACCUCAUUGUAGUGUCUGCUGACGUGCCAACGGGACAACGAGGUUUUGUUACAGGAGGUAAUUUAGCCAGCACUUUUUUCUGGAACACUUUUCAAGUUCUGUAUUUAACUGGGAUUGGAACCGUUUGUUUGUUUUCUUAAAAAAAAAAAAAAAAAAGAAAAA